GAAAAGUGAUGAUCUGAGCUCAUUUUCUAAACCCACAUCCAGUCACACGCACUUCAGAGAGGACACCGAUAUCGACGAUGGCCGAUCACGACCUGGUUCUGAAAUGCUGGGGGGCCAUCGAGGCCGACUUCAAGGGUCACGGAGGAGAAGUUCUGACCCGUUUGUUUAAGGAGCACCCGGACACUCAGAAGCUGUUCCCGAAGUUCGUGGGCAUCUCUCAGUCUGAUCUGGAGGGGAACGUGGCGGUGGCGGCCCACGGAGCGACUGUGCUGGAGAAGCUGGGCGAGCUGCUGAAGACCAAAGGAGAUCACGCUGACCUCCUCAAACCACUGGCCACCAGACACGCCAACACGCACAAGAUCGGCCUCAACAACUUCAGGCUGAUCACGGAGGUGCUGGUGAAGGUGAUGGCGGAGAAGGCGGGUCUGGACGCGGCCGGACAGACCGCGUUCAGGAGAGUCAUGGACGCCGUGAUCGGAGACAUCGACACUUACUACAAGGAGAUCGGAUUCGCCGGUUAAACGACACGCUGAGCGCCACAAACUCCGCGGCAUCACAGAAAAACGCUUGCCUUGUUCAUGCCAUUAGUCAGUAGAAGCUACUGUGCAGCUAAUACGAUCGCAAACUAUCUGCAGAGAACAAAUCAUGUCAAAAACCCACGUAAACAUGCAACUGUGUUUAUAGGUGUUAGUCAGGACAGCGCCAUGUUUCAUUUAGACGGGAAUGAAAACGAGGCUGAAUCACUGGAUUGUACUUUUGUUUGACAACAUACGGAUUCGUUCAGAUGACGAAAUUUAAAACUUUCUGUAUAAUGAAACUCAAAGUUUUGAGAUUUGUUAAAUCACGUGAUCUAGGACCAGUCUCGUUUUCAUCCGCGUUAGAUCCAAGAUGGCGCCUGACCGGAUUAAGGAGCGGAGCCAAUCACGUCCGGUUUAGACUGUCAGCUGAUCUGAUGAUGUUAUGAGUGACCGUAGGCGCGUUAGGGUCUCAGGAGGAGCCUCAGAUUAGGACUAAACUUCUGAAUUGCACAUUAAUAAAAUAAUUUAAAUUUGGGAGACGAUUACGAUUGAAAUUGUUUAAUUCCAGUGAUGCCUCUAUUAUUUUGAAAGGCCAUAGAUAUUUGUUUCUCUACACUUGCUUUGUUUUACUAUUAUUAACCUGCGUUACAAAUCAUUUGCUUCGCUUUUGUUUAGCAACACUUAUUAAUAAACGUUGCUUUUAUCUGCUGAAAAA
Molecule: messenger RNA, 1233 nt
Organism: Onychostoma macrolepis
Lineage: Eukaryota; Metazoa; Chordata; Actinopteri; Cypriniformes; Cyprinidae
Gene: mb
Product: myoglobin
Exons: 4
Coding region: 78-521 (147 amino acids)
Biological process (GO): oxygen transport
Cellular component (GO): extracellular exosome
Molecular function (GO): oxygen binding; heme binding
Source: RefSeq, a predicted model, not a curated record